UCUACGUUCAGGGGUAUUUCUCAUGUGCCACGCUGAAUCAAUGUUUAAAAGUCCAUGAAAGGAAAUGUAAUAUAUCUACCGCGUAACAGACCUAUAGGCAAGCUGCAUGUGUACAUGCAUGGUAUUCCUUUUUCAUUUUAUUUGCAUUUUGCAGGGUGAGAGAGAAAGUGCAGUGGCCAGCGAAAUGGCAGCCACGAAUAUGCAAAUUGGCUAGCAAACAGUUGGAAACCCAGUGGAGAGGGUUCCGACCACCAAUUCUAAUGUGUUGGACAAUGGCUUUGUUUCUUAUGUGAAACAGUCAAGUUGGGGUUCCAUGCUGGGGAAAAAACAGUUUAAAGUGGAGGGAGAAGUUGAUGUAUACAAAUUGUCGGAGAGGAGGAUGAAGUUUGUUUAAGAGGAGGACAAAAACACUAUUGAAUUCAGUGUAGGAAAACAUAAUUCAAGGCAAAGGGGAAAGCUGAUGUACGCAAGUUGUGUAAAAGGAGGAUGAAGUCACUAUUGAUUUCAGCGGAGCCCACAUAGCCAUCAUCAUGCCUUCACGACGACCGGAGCGUCCCACGAGGAUUGAGAUCAUGCGACAGGCCGUGAUCGACGACGAGCCACUUGAUGAGGUGAGUUGACUGAGCUUUGACUUUGACUUUCUGCAUUUUCGUUGACUCUGAUAUUCUGUGAUCGAAUGCGGGCCCUGGAAUGUGACCCUGGGCCCCACCAAGGGCGCCAUGGUCCCCUCAGGGCGCCAUGGUCCCAAUCAGGACAUGGCGGGGGUCAACUUUCGAUGCUCGUCAGUUUGUGUAUUUGGCAUGGAUGAUUUUGAUAAUUGAUUACUGAUUAAACUGAUGUAUUUGUAAUGCAGGGUCUCCCAUACAUGAGAGAGCACACGACGGGGCAGAUUCUUCGCAGUUUGCGAGAUCAGAUUCCCCGACUGACUCAGGCAGAGAGGGAGACAUUGUCUAUAGUAGGUUUGUGGUCUAUGAUUCUUAUGCCGGCCAUUCGAUUCCACCUUGCGAUGCUGAUGGCACUCAUGGAGCGAUGGGAUCCUGACACAUGCACAUUCCAGCUUCCAGUAGGGGAGAUGACAGUGACACUUGAGGAUGUGUACCGCAUGCUUCGCCUACAGAUCAGAGGAGCUACCGUGACAUAUGCGACUGAUCGGUUAGCAGAGGAUCAUUAGAGGGAGCAGGUGUACUGCAUCGGGAGAGUCAUGCCGAGCGAGACGAGAGGCCGCAUCAUGGUCAGCUGGCUCUUACAUCCUACAGGAGAGGUGCCCCUCAUGAGACGUCUUAUGAUUGCCAUCAUUGCACUAGCUGUCUGCCCUAACGGGCGAGGUACGCACAUGCAUGGGGGUCUCACAUGGUGCAUCAGAGCUAUGGAGAGACAUAGGAGAGUAUAUGCCUGGGGUCGGAGUAUGCUUGCACAUCUCUAUCACGACCUCAAGGAGUAUGUUUUUGGACAGGGUUGCAGCUUGAUGACAUGCACACUUUUGCAGGUGUGGAUAUUUGAGCACUUUACAUGCACCAAGCCUAUCGGCUAUCCGAUGAGUGCGGCUAGCGAGCGACCUAGGGUAUUUGCUUAUCCACUUACCAGCGAGUGGAGAUUUGGGGAUUUAUUGUAUUGGAGAGUGAUGGUUGAUAGGUUGACAGCUGAGGUGACUGUAUGGAGACCAUAUCUGCGGAUGCACAGAUGGGAUGGGAUGGAGAGACAGCUAGCAUGCUUACAGAGGAACCGCCUACUGAGAGGACGAUAUCCACAUAUCAUAGUCCCAUUCUACUUUGACCGAGUACGGAGGCAGUUUGGGCUAGAGCAGUGUGUUCCAGCCGAUGUACCCAUCUACACAACACUCACGAGUCCUUCCUAGACCCAGAGCAGUAGUGAGACCGACGAUAGACGAUAUCGAGAUCACAGAUAUAGAGGGGUCCGACCAGGAUAUGGUCACUGAUUAUGCCGCAUAUCCCGGGGCACAGCGCAGGUAUCUUUCCUGGUUUGUGAGGACAUACCCGGGGCCUAUCUUUCCACCAGAUCACCCGACAGGCCAUCCAGGUCCAUGGAGGCAUGGAGACCGAGAUGAGGAUCAGGGAUCCAGAUCGGAGGAGCCAGAGGAGGGAGAGGGUCAUGAGGAGGCAGGAGGUCCUGAUCCACCUAUAGGAGAUCAGCCUAGUGCUGAGGAGGAGGAGGAAGUAGAGGAGGAUGACACAGAUAGAGAUGAUGACGAGGAGGACGAGGGUGACGAGGAGGAGGAGGAGUCAGAUGCAGCACCUCACCAUUCGGGAGAUGAUACCAUAGUCUUAGAUCCUCCCGUUAUUCCCCAAAAGGGGGAACACGAGGCGAUACGGAGACCUGUACCUAUCGCGCACAGAUCGUUCGAGCGUGGGGAGCCUAGUAGUUCCCAGUCACAGAUGCUACCAUAUCACGAUCCCUACUGGCGUGAGGGAGAUCCAGCUAAUGUGCAGGAGUGGCGUUCCUUGAUCCAGCAAGCAGUGACAGAUAUCUCCACAACGGCGCAGAUCCCUAGUUCCUCCUAGGUUGCUUAUAGACCUCAAGGGAAUGCGGGUCGACAUGAUGAUUUGUUUUCCCCAUUUCGAGUAUAGGUAGAAAUAUGGAGGGAGAGAGAGCGAGCACUAUCAGAGGACCUUCAGCGGGCACAGCGUGAUCUAGCAGCAGCUCAGGCCGAGGCUACCUCGUAUCGCACGAUCCUUAUGGAUAGGGAUCGUAGGAGUUCCUCUCGGAGUCACUCAUGAUCUAUAUCACGCUAUACACCUAUGGGUCCACCUGCACGGCCGGAUCAGGAGGGAGCAUCUAGUCGUCACUCUCCAGCCACCAGCCCCAGGGAUAGGAGAUGAUCUUAUGAUGUAGGGUAGGUCACAUUUUGGAUGUAUAGUGACCUACCUUUGUAUAUUGAUCCACACACACACACACACACACACACACACACACACACACACACACACA
Messenger RNA from Cryptomeria japonica (Japanese cedar), 2946 nucleotides. RefSeq lists its product as uncharacterized. The record is from RefSeq and is a predicted model, not a curated record. NCBI's taxonomy places the organism in Eukaryota, Viridiplantae, Streptophyta, Pinopsida, Cupressales, Cupressaceae. The coding region runs from base 1818 to 2519 and encodes 233 amino acids. The transcript has 6 exons.